AUGGAUGCAGGCAAAGGUGAUCGUAAGAAGAAGGGGAUAUGGGAGGCGGCGGACGUCGACCACCCGUCCUAUUCUUCUUACUGCUUGUUCCCGGACCCCCCCUGUAGCAAGAGCCACCUCCUCGACAUCUUCUCGCUGGAUCAGCCACAACCACAGCUAGAGCUGCCAAAGCUGGAGGAUAAUCCAAGCAGUGAAGUUUUGACUCCAGAAAAUCGGAAGGUGCAUAUAGAAGUGCAAGCACAACUCCCUGCUCAGCCCAAAAGAGCACCAACUUUUUCAGCAAUGAACUUGCCUGACAGCAAUGCAAAAGAAACUGCCGAGUUGAAUCUUCAGGGGCAAAUGAGCUAUCCUGGAAACACCAUGCCUGUUGCUAGUGGUGGCUCAGGUUCACAGUAUUCAGGUGCCCCAACAACAGUUGAGCAAGGCUACAAUAUUACACUUAUGAAUGAGAAUGGUGCUGGAGGCCUGAGCGAGCAGUCAUCUUUUUCUUCGCUUGCGCCAAGAGUGGAUAACAAUAACAUGGAGGAACUUGCUCAUCUAAUAACAGUCCAAGAGGCAUAUUACUGUGCAGUCCUUGACCCAGACCAGAAAACUCCUCUGAAACUCUUUCGACAGUCUCCUCAUGCUCUGGUGAAUAAGUAUGCUUAUGGUGUUCUGAUAUCAGAUUCUGGGGAACGUCCAGCAGAUGCAGUUCCUCUUGAACCACACAGGAUUUCUGGUUCUUCUCAAACCCAACAUUCUGUAGGCACACCGAACAAUAUCCAUUCUUCUAGCAGUGGACCGAACAAUAGGAGUCAUGACUUUCAGCUCCUUCAACAGCAGAUGAGAUCUCCAGUGAACAGCACCUUCAAGCUCAUUUACAUCAAGGGGCAAGUACCUGCUUUCUGUGCUGAUCCAUCCGGGAGCCGUUUUAUCCAGCAGGCGCUUGAGACGGCAACACCGGAAGAGAUAAUUAUGGUCUAUGAGGAAAUCAUGCCUUAUGUUCGUACGCUGGCCAUUGAUGUCUUCGCAAAUUACGCAGUUCAGAAGCUUCUUGAUAAUGGACCACAAUUCUACAAAAGGAAGGUCAUUAGUCGUCUGAUUGGGAAUGUGUUAACCUUAAGCCUUCAUAUGUACGGUUGCCGAGUGGUCCAGAAGGCUUUUGAAAUAUGCGAUAUGGAUCAGAAGGUAGAGAUGGCCAGGGAGCUUGGAAGCAAAGCACAGAAAUGUGCUCGUGACCAGUACGCAAACCAUGUCAUUCAGAAAUGCAUGGAGUGUGUGCCACCGCAGCACAUCCAGUUCAUCUAUAGAAGCUUCUGCGGAAGGGCCAAGGUGUUGUCCUUGCAUGCUCAAGGAUGCCGUGUCAUGCAGAAAGUGUUGUCGUGCUGUGGUAAUCCGGAGAUCUAUCAGACUUUGGUGUCAGAGAUCGUCGACUCUGUUACCAAGCUGUCUGCAGACCAAUAUGGAAACUACGUUGUUCAGUACAUAUUGGAGCAUGGAGGACCGAUUGAGCGAUCCAUCAUUGUGAAAAGAUUUGCUGGGCGGAUCAUGAGCAUGAGCUACCACAAGUUCGCGUCCAACGUCAUCGAGAAGUGCCUGACCUUCGGCAGUUACGAGGACCGCCAGCUGAUCACGAAGGAGAUCCUCACGGCUGGCGGCGGCGAACAGUUCGAUCAUCUGACGGACAUGAUGGUCCACCUGUACGCCAACUUCGUGAUCCAGACGAUGGUGGUGACGGCGGAGGAGUGGCAGCUGGCACUGCUGGUGGAGGUGGCGCGGCGCAACCUGGGCACGCUGACGAGGUACCCGCAAGGCAGGCAAGUCGUCUCGGCCAUGGAGAGGUUCCUCGGCGCGAGAGAAAAGAUGGUAGGUGAACAUCGUCUCCAACGCAUCGGCUCCAACUCGAGCGAAGAGGUGGAGCCCAUCGCUCAGGAGGCCCCAGUUUUUGCUAUUCCUCAGCAGUAG
Phragmites australis (common reed) is the source of this 1944-nucleotide messenger RNA. Its product is annotated as pumilio homolog 3-like. Gene Ontology annotation, biological process: post-transcriptional regulation of gene expression. NCBI's taxonomy places the organism in Eukaryota, Viridiplantae, Streptophyta, Magnoliopsida, Poales, Poaceae. The coding region runs from base 1 to 1944 and encodes 647 amino acids. The record is from RefSeq and is a predicted model, not a curated record. Gene Ontology annotation, cellular component: cytoplasm. The transcript has 9 exons. Gene Ontology annotation, molecular function: mRNA binding.